This is a messenger RNA of Phalaenopsis equestris, 1590 nucleotides long. RefSeq names its product geranylgeranyl diphosphate reductase, chloroplastic. The coding region runs from base 1 to 1470 and encodes 489 amino acids. NCBI's taxonomy places the organism in Eukaryota, Viridiplantae, Streptophyta, Magnoliopsida, Asparagales, Orchidaceae. Gene Ontology annotation, cellular component: chloroplast thylakoid membrane. Gene Ontology annotation, biological process: photosynthesis; chlorophyll biosynthetic process. The record is from RefSeq and is a predicted model, not a curated record. The transcript is spliced from 5 exons.
AUGAACCAAGCCAAGCAUUUGAGGAAGAAAUGGAACAAGUUCAGAUUUUCAGAAGCAAAAAACUUUGAUAUCUUCCCCUACUACUCUUCAAUUAUCUAUAUCCCAAACCUCAUCUUGAAUCAUCAACGUCCGUUGGAUCCCCCCCAAACCAACGGCUCUCCGAACCUCAUUCUCUCCCAUCUUAUCCUCCGCCCCAACCCAUACUCCAAAACACCAUCCCCUCCUUACCUAACUCCGGCACUCCCCAGAAAUGGCCGCCAUAUCCUCAGCAAUGGUCGCCGGCCAGAGCUCCGAUUUCCUAGGCCGCCGCCUCAUCUCCAAGAGCUCCUACGUUCGCAAUUCCGACCAAUACCGCCUGCCCUCUGCCUGGUGGGGGGGGUCGAUUUACCGCUGGACAUUAUCGAUCGGAGGGUGACAAAGAUGAAGAUGAUAUCACCGUCGAAUGUUGCGGUCGACAUCGGGCGCACGCUGAAGCCCCAUGAGUACAUUGGGAUGGUUCGCCGUGAAGUCCUCGAUGCUUACCUCCGAGAUCGAGCCGCUGAAGCUGGAGCCACUGUUGUUAAUGGUCUCUUCCUUAAGAUGGACUGCCCGCCGGCCGGCUCCAGGGAGAAGUACAAACUCUACUACAACGAUUACAGCAGCAAAAAGUCAUCGACAGGGGAGAAGAAGGAGAUGGAGGUGGAUGCGGUGGUUGGAGCCGACGGAGCCAACUCCCGCGUAGCUAAGGAAAUCGGCGCCGGCGACUACGAGUACGCCAUUGCCUUCCAGGAGAGAGUCAAAAUCCCAGAGGACAAGAUGAAUUACUACAAAGAAAGGGCUGAAAUGUAUGUCGGCGACGACGUCUCACCGGAUUUCUAUGGCUGGGUCUUCCCCAAGUGCGACCACGUCGCUGUCGGCACCGGCACUGUCACCCACAAAUCUGACAUCAAACGCUUCCAAGCUGCAACCCGUCUCCGCGCCCGCGAUAAGAUCGCGGGCGGGAAGAUCAUCCGCAUCGAAGCUCAUCCUAUCCCGGAGCACCCUCGUCCUCGCAGGGUUCUCGAUCGAGUCGCGCUCGUAGGUGACGCGGCCGGCUACGUGACGAAGUGCUCCGGCGAGGGCAUCUACUUCGCGGCGAAAAGUGGCAGAAUGUGCGCGGAGGCGAUCGUGGAGGGCUCGGCGAAUGGCACGCGGAUGAUCGAGGAGGGGGAUCUGCGCAACUACCUGCAGAAGUUUGACAAGAUGUAUUGGCCGACCUACAAGGUGCUCGACAUAUUGCAGAAGGUGUUUUACCGAUCCAACUCGGCGCGGGAGGCGUUUGUGGAGAUGUGCGCAGACGAUUACGUGCAGAAGAUGACGUUCGAUAGCUACCUGUACAAGCAGGUGGUGCCCGGCAACCCGCUGGAUGAUCUCAGGCUCGCCAUUAACACGAUCGGGAGCUUGGUUAGGGCUGGCGCGCUGAGGAGGGAGAUGGCUAAGAUUACUGCGUGAUAUUAUAUAUUUGUGUAUCAAUAAUUGUUGGUGGAGGGAAUGCCGUAAAACUCAACUGUAAUUUCUUAUAAUCACCGAGUUGUUUGGAGGAAUUAUGUUUUUUAAUUUUCUUUUGCAUUU